UUUGAGAACCAAUUCACGUCUUCUCUAUUUAAGCAGAGAAAGCCUCAAACCAUCACACAAACAAUAAAUCUUCUCUAUCAUUCCCUUAAUAUUCCUACCUCAGCUUCUUCAUUCCUCUAAAAUUUUAUCAGUCCUCGCUGAGUUAUGGGGACAAUGAUGACUUUGGCUGCUGCUUUGUCACUAGUGCUGCUGCCAUUUCUGUCAUGGGGAGUGGAUGUUCAUCAAGUGAGGCAACUUGCAGCUAAAAACAAUGUGACUUGUGUUUUAGUUUUUGGAGAUUCAAGUGUUGAUCCUGGGAAUAACAACCGUCUUCCAACUUCUAUAAAAAGCAAUUUCCUUCCUUAUGGAAGAGAUUUCUUUAAUGGCCGCCCUACUGGGAGGUUCUCUAAUGGAAGACUUGCCACUGACUUCAUAGCUGAGGCAAUCGGUUAUACAAAAGCAAUUCCAGCUUUUCUUGACCCUAACGUAAAGGCAACAAAUUUGAUACAUGGUGUUAGUUUUGCAUCUGCUGCUUCUGGUUACGAUGACCUCACUGCAAAUCUCUCAAAUGUGUUGCCUGUUUCCAAGCAGCUGGAGUACUUUAAGCACUACAAGCUCCAACUAGUUAGGUUGGUAGGCAAGCAUAAGGCAGAAAAUAUCAUAAGAAAUGCGAUCUUUGUAAUCAGUAUGGGCAGCAACGAUUUUAUUCAAAAUUACUACCUGGAACCAAUUCGCCCCAAGCAAUUCCCUGUGGAAGAAUACCAAAAUUACUUGGCAUCUCGCAUGGUCGAGGACAUCAAGGAAAUGCAUAGACUGGGAGCCACAAGAGUGAUUGUUGUCGGAGUCCCUCCUUUAGGGUGUAUGCCCCUUGUGAAGACGCUCAAGGAUGCAAAAAUAUGUGAUCAAACUUACAACCAAGUGGCCUUAUCUUUCAAUUCCAAGCUACAACAGAAGCUGGCCAUGCUCAGGAAAACGUUAGGGAUUAAAGAUGCAUACGUUGAUUGCUAUAAGAUUAUAAAAAAUGCUGUGGAUCGCCCGAAAGAAUAUGAUUUAGAGGAGACAUCGAAGGGUUGCUGUGGAUCAGGAACUAUAGAAUAUGGAGAUGCAUGCAGAGGCAUGAAAACGUGUGAAGAUGCAUCAAAGUAUGCAUUUUGGGAUGCCGUUCAUCCAACAGAGAAAAUGUACCAAAUUGUUGCUGAAGAAGCUAUGAGAUCUCUCAAUGAAGCACUCUUGCGAUGAGGAUAUAUAUAUCAUCUGCCUAGCUAUGUGUUAGCUUCUCAAUUCAUUGUUGUAUUUUGUCAUGUAAUAAUUAUAAUUGAAGUUAAAUGAAACGAGUUUAUAUAGCUAA
Messenger RNA from Manihot esculenta (cassava), 1327 nucleotides. Its product is annotated as GDSL esterase/lipase At5g45950. NCBI's taxonomy places the organism in Eukaryota, Viridiplantae, Streptophyta, Magnoliopsida, Malpighiales, Euphorbiaceae. Gene Ontology annotation, molecular function: hydrolase activity, acting on ester bonds. The transcript is spliced from 5 exons. The record is from RefSeq and is a predicted model, not a curated record. Bases 145 to 1218 code for a protein of 357 amino acids.